Molecule: messenger RNA, 713 nt
Organism: Pelagomonas calceolata
Lineage: Eukaryota; Pelagophyceae; Pelagomonadales; Pelagomonadaceae
Source: the annotation of a GenBank genome assembly
CACACACAGGGAGAAGGGCAGCACAAACAGCACGCAGGAUGGGCACCCUCCUACUGGACAUCGCCCUCUUCGUCUCCGCCGCGCUGCUGAUCCCGCCCGCGUUCAUCGUGGCAAGCAAGGGCCCCAUCGAUGGCAUCCGAGAGUUGGUUGGAGAGGACUCCAUCACUGCCUACGACGAGGAAUCGUACGUGCUGAAGCAUAUCGUCUUCAUCGAUUGUGCGAAGAACUGGUUCCUCGCGGCGCUCUAUUUGGCAGCGAUCACCAUGGAAGCGGCCGCUAAGGAGAAGGUCGCGAUCCUCGCCAUCCUCCUGAUGCGCGAUCCAGAGCAGAAAUGAACUUGAACUUGACGUCGUCGCGGCGAUGGCGUCUUCAUGAGACCACGUCGCCUCGACGCCGUCGACGCGCUCUCGUGAAUGAACUGAGACGGCAUCGCGACGGCGUUGUCCCGCGCAGGCUCCUCAUCGGCGCGGUGCAGGUGAUCGCGCCCGCGAAAGAGUCGAUCGCGCCCUACCCGUCGCUCGAGGGCAUCACGGGCAACCCGGUCUUCCUGCCCAUCUGCGGCACGCAGAUAGUCUUACUCACGCUAGGCGUCCUGUUCGCCUCGCCGGCGACGAAGAAGAAGAAGCCCGCCGCGACGCGGGCGACGCGGGCCUCGACGCGCGCGAAGCGCAGCUAGAUGAUCACCUCGUUCGCUCUCACGUUUUAAUCAGCAU